Messenger RNA from Pelobates fuscus (common spadefoot toad), 951 nucleotides. RefSeq names its product transmembrane protein 26-like. The coding region runs from base 1 to 885 and encodes 294 amino acids. The transcript has 3 exons. Lineage: Eukaryota; Metazoa; Chordata; Amphibia; Anura; Pelobatidae. The record is from RefSeq and is a predicted model, not a curated record.
AUGCGAAAAAAGAUGAGCCAAUUCCGCAGGAUUCUGUUGGCUGUGAUCAGUCGGGCUUUGUUCAUGGCCCAUGGAGCCGUGCUGGUAUGGAGAGUGGUAGUAGUGAAAAGUAACAGUCUCUACUGGUUGCUACUGAUUGGCCUUCUUCUCUUGAGCAUUGAGAUGGUCGUGACGUUGAAACUAACUAAGAAAGGAGAAUGGAAAUGGUUUUCCCCAAUGGUUUUUCUCUAUUUGAGUUCAACAAUCCCUUCUGUCUUUCUCUUGGAACUUGAGCUCCUUGAAACCAGAAUCUUAAUCUCCAACUCAACCAUGGAUCAAGAUACUUUAGAACAGGAAACGAACUUCAGCACCUAUUCAAAAUGGGCGCAAGUACUGGAACAGAUUAUGGUUCUUGUUUUGGUUGUCGGACGGUGGCUUGCACCAAAAGGAGAGAUGAAUAGAGACCAACUUACACAACUUCUCCUGCUCUAUAUUGGUUUAGGAGCUGACAUUUUGGAUAUGUUAAAUAUGAUAAAAACACCCGAAGUGGGUACCAAUUGGCACGUAGCCAUCGUGGGAUUAUGUCUUUUCAGCUGUGCACUCAUCCAGUUCACACUAGUGCUCACUCAGUCCUCCGACCUUCCGGAAACAAACAAUGAACAAGACACACAAACGCCCGUAAAUGGAAGCAGGAGAUCUUGCUGCGCAAGCGAAAUAUGGAGCCUACUAUCUGGACUGUGCCAACAGGAUGGGCCUUUCCUUGUCUUCCGCCUUUACCUUUCAAUUGGAAAGCUAGUGAUUGAUGAAUUGAUGAUAUUCUUCAUAUGCAAAAAUGCCCUGACAGUCAUUAUAGAAAUUUACAGGAUUAUUAUAAUACAUGUUAGACACAGGAGGCAAAAUACAUAAACCUAUUGCAACAGGAUAAGACGACAAUCUGAAAAGCCACUCUAGCCUCAGUUUAAUAUUUUUGGA